GCGGUUAUGCGAUUUUUCCCUUUUUCAAGAUAUAUGUAUAGUUUGGGUAAGACAACAGUAACAUCUCUCAUGACUUUAUAGUGAAAAUAUCACUUUCAUUCUCUCAUUUGCUCUUGCUUUCUUCUCCCCCAGAUCCGAUCCGGAGAACAGAGGGUUGAAUUUCUUGUCUAGAAAGAAGUUGGAGUUAUGGGUCGUGGAGUCAGCAGCGGUGGGGGACAGAGUUCACUUGGCUACUUGUUUGGGAGUGGAGAGGCUCCGAAACCAGCUCCAAGUAAUACCCAAGCUGUUCCAAAUGAAGGGCAGACUGUAAAUAAUGGGCCUCCUCCCAAGCCUACAGUUGUUUCUCAGCCAGCAGAUGUUACCAAGCAGAUUCCUGCAGGUAUACAUAGUAAGCCUGCAAACAACUAUUUCCGAGCAGAUGGCCAGAACAGUGGCAAUUUUCUCACGGAUCGGCCCUCGACUAAGGUUCAUGCUGCCCCUGGAGGUGGAUCCUCUCUUGAUUACCUUUUUGGUAGUGGUGGGAAGAACUGAAUACACCUUGCAUAUCUUAAUAAACUACUUUUCUUUAUGGAUUCAGUAGAAUGGGUGUUUUGAGAAGACGCUGUUAUAUCAUAUGUAACAAUUGAAACUUGCUUGAUCAUGUAAUAUAUUGGUGUGCUGAUUGUUGCUGGCAUUAUUCAGCCAAGAUAUUUAAUUUUAGUUGCAUGAACAUCUUAUCUUUAUGAA
This is a messenger RNA of Cornus florida, 726 nucleotides long. Its product is annotated as protein SPIRAL1-like 1. Bases 187 to 531 code for a protein of 114 amino acids. Gene Ontology annotation, biological process: cortical microtubule organization. Lineage: Eukaryota; Viridiplantae; Streptophyta; Magnoliopsida; Cornales; Cornaceae. Gene Ontology annotation, cellular component: cortical microtubule, transverse to long axis. The record is from RefSeq and is a predicted model, not a curated record. The transcript has 3 exons.